This is a messenger RNA of Cylicocyclus nassatus, 975 nucleotides long. The record is from the annotation of a GenBank genome assembly. NCBI's taxonomy places the organism in Eukaryota, Metazoa, Nematoda, Chromadorea, Rhabditida, Strongylidae.
CUCUGGAAGGCUAUCUUAGCCGAGUGUGGGAUUUCCACUAUGUUCCUACACUAUUUUUUGACUAUAUUCGAUCUACUCGUUGCUAUAGUUCCGAUGCUUAUGUCAAUAUCAUUACCAUUUUGUUGCAGAAAAAAGAAGAAGAAGGAACAAUAUCCAUCGGCUUUUAUGGAGGGUUAUAAAGAAGAAGGAGAAUCUAGAGAACCAGGUCAAUCAAGAGAUGGACCUUUUGGCACUAAUGAAGCGCGGCAGCCGGCAAAGUUAAAUAUACGGCCACCAAAAGAGAAUAAAGUUGUGGGAACAUAUGAUCCUAAUUACCAAACACUCGCUGGACUUGAUAAUGCAAACGUUUUUCAGGAAAAGAAGGGUGGCGGCAUGGGAGGAGGUGCAGGUGGCUUUGGUGGAGGUGGAGCAUUUGGUGGAGGAGGAGGUGGUGGAGGAUUUGGUGGAGGAGGAGAUGGUGGAGGAUUUGGUGGACCAGGUGGUGGCGGAGGAUUUGGUGGAGGAGGCGGCGUUGGUGGAGGACAACAAAUUCGUGCACCAGAGCCUGGCGGUAAGAAAAUGGCUGGAACAUAUGAUCCCAACUAUCAGACACUCGCUGGUUUGAACAAUGACGAUGUUUUCAAGAAAAAGGAUGGAGGCUUUGGCGGUGGAGGUGCUGGUGGCGGCUUUGGUGGAGGUGGUAUUGGAGGAGGUGGUGGAGGAAUUGGUGGAAGAGGAGGAGGUGGUGGAGGAUUUGGUGGAGGAGGCGGCGGUGGUGGAGGACAACAAAUUCGUGCACCAGAGCCUGGUGGUAAGAAAAUGGCUGGCACAUUUGAUCCGAACUAUCAAACCCUUGCUGGCUUGAAUAAUGAGGACGUCUUCAAGAAGAAGGACGGUGGUGGCGGUGGCGGCGGAGGCUUCGGAGGAGGCGGUGGAGGUGGUGGCGGAUUUGGCGGAGGCGGUGGAGGAUUUCAGCAAGAUUUCGCCACUUACUGA